AUGACUACGGAACCACCGGGAGGAGUCGAAUCGGUCUCCGAUGCUGUUUCUGGAUUCAGUGCGUCGAGGAUUGAGAACAGAGUAGCUCACACAUCUGAAACCCUAGUUAAGCUUGUUGGGUUUGACCGAAAAAGCUUCUUCUCUGCUGGUGAUAAGAGAAAUGUAGUUUCUAAUCCGAAGAAGGAGACGAAUUGUGUAGAUAGAGAGUCUGAUUUUGAAACUGAGAAUGAUUCAGAUGCAGAAUCUGAGGAUUUUGUUGAGAAGAGAGAUCUAGAUAGUGUUGUGGUUUUAGGUGGUUUAGCUUCAGGUAAUGAGAAUCUGAAUCUAUCUGAGUCAGAUUUAGUUUGGGGUAAAGUAAGAAGCUAUCUAUGGUGGCCUGGACAAGUGUUUGAUGCGUCUCUCGCAUCGAAGAACGCGAAGAAGCACUUCAAGAAAGGGAAUUCUUUGGUUGUGUAUUUUGGUGAUUGCAGUUUUGCUUGGAAUGAUGUAUCCAAGAUAAAGCCAUUUCGUCAGCAUUUCUCAGAGAUGGUGAAUCAGAGUAACUCGGCGGAUUUUCGUGAUGCGAUCGAUUGUGCUUUGGAAGAGGUUUCGAGGAGAGUAGAGUUUGGUUUGUCUUGCGCUUGUGUGUCAGUGGAAGCUUAUAGCAAACUCAAGACUCAUAACAUAACGAAUGUUGGAAUUCGAGAGGAUUCACGCGUGAGAUACGGUGGUGACAAGUUAUCGAAUGCUGUCUUUUUUGAACCUGCAAAACUUGUGGAGUAUAUGAAGGAUUUAGCUUGCUUUCCUAGCUAUGAUGCGAGUGAUAAGAUGCAGUUUGUGAUUAACCGAGCUCAGUUAUUGGCUUUUCAACAAUGGAAAGGCUAUUUUAACUUCCCAGAGUAUGAAACAUUUCUAAAGUCUGUAGAAUCAGCAGCUCGCAAAGCUUCUCUCUCGGAGCUCGAUACAGAUGAAGAAGUGUCUUCCAAAAAGAGAAAGACGGAUUACAAAGAUAACGAUGAACACAAGCAAAGGUUUGAUUUUGAGGAUAGGGCUGAUGAAAAGAUGAAGGAGAAGACUCUGUCAGAUUUGACUGAAGAGAAACGCCUUGGGAGCAGAUCGAUUGAGAAAUUGGAUGGUAAGUCGCAUUCGGACAAGAAGCGUAAGGUUGAGUCUUCGGAAUCUGAUCAGUCUGAGAAAAAGAUCAAGAACAACCUGCAAACAGAGGAUUCAGUAUCUCAAAACUCUGAUGAGGAAAACAAUUCGUCAAUGGGUGAUGGUAAUAAACUGCAGAAGGUGGCUGAACCAUGUUGCGGAAUUGGAGAUAUCCCUUUGAGAGUGGAAACCAAGAUGGAUUCUUUAACUCCUACGUUUAAUUCUUGCAGUGAUUCUAAUUCUACCACAAAAGUAGAAGACGAGAACACGAAGACGGAGAAGAUUAAACACGAAGAGCUUGCAGAAAGAAAGAUUUCUUCUCCUGAUGAGAUGCUCCCGAGCCUUCACUCUGCAAAAACUCCAGAGGGGAUACCGGAAUCAGUCACCAUAGACCACUCGAAGUAUGAAGAAUUUGAUAAAUUCUUAAAGGAGAUAUCUUGCAGUAAUCUCAAUGAUGAGUUUAAGAAGGCAGUAGAAGACAUAACAGGCUCAAAAGAGGAAACUGCUCUCAAAGACUGUUCUGCAGAUUCAAGAGCACCCAAUGCAUUGAUCCUCAUAUUUUUGGAUUCAGGUUCAGUUCCAUCCGAAGAAAAGCUGAACAGCAUAUUUAACCGUUACGGUCCUCUCAUAGAAUCAGAGACUCAGGUCAUGAAGAAAAGCAAGAGAGCUAAAGUGGUGUUCAAAAGUGGCGAAGACGCAAAGACUGCCUUUAGCAGCUCAGGGAAAUACAGCAUCUUCGGACCUUCUCUUCUAAGUUACAAGCUCAAGUAUGUGUGCCCCAAAGCAAAACAGAGCAACAACAAGAUGACCAGUUAA
Arabis nemorensis is the source of this 1947-nucleotide messenger RNA. The record is from the annotation of a GenBank genome assembly. Lineage: Eukaryota; Viridiplantae; Streptophyta; Magnoliopsida; Brassicales; Brassicaceae.